UCGCAAGAACAACAAUAAAUCAGAUAUUGGCAUUCGCACAAAAAUCUAAAAUUUGUAGAGUUCAGACAUAUAAAUAAAAAAUUGUUAAUUGUUUCGUAAACUAACGCAAUUCUGUUUUUUGUAUACUAAUUUACAAAUUAGCAUUUUGAUAAAUAACUUUAAACGAAUACUCUCGAGCACGAAAUUGGCGAGUUGCUAUUGCAACAACAAUACUGCGUGGUUGAACGCAAAGACACAACAUUGCAUUUACACUAACUGCUUCGUCUUGGAUAACGAAACACUUCCAUUUGCCAAAGAAGUAAGAUGUCUGUUGCAGAAUUUCUCAAGGACCUUCCCAGUCACAAUGCACAAAACUUUUCGCAAUUUAAUAUGGAACAAGGACUUCGUACAUCACAGAAAAGGCCUUCCGUAUAUCUACCUACAGAAGAUGUGCCAUCGGAGCAGCACAUUGUGAUGGAUAAACGUUGCGUAUUACUGAGAUAUCUUAAACAACAAUGGGAUAAAAAGACAUUACCUCGGAAACGUGAUCACACUAACGGCGAUGCAAACGUAGGAAAUGGCACAGCGAACAACAGUUGUAAAAAACGUCCACGAUUGGAUAUAAACCAACUUGUUUAAAACACUUUGGAUUGUCAGCUGUGAAGUGGGCGGGGCAUCGAGCGCAGCACGAAUAAUCAAAUUGUGUCUGGGAUGCGCUUAAAAGUAUGACAACUUGUUAUAAUUUACUGAAAAUUUAAUUAUUUUUUGUUUUUUUAUUAAAACAACACCAAGAAAUUUUUGGUUUUAAAAUUAUAUGUUUGUAUAGCAUCCCCCUUAGUGCUGUACAAAAUCAACGAAUUAUAAUCGGCAACAUAAACCCUAAAUAAAUAUAUUCAUGAAUGAUUUUAAAACCCUCGUAAAAACGGGUUCUGUACAAACACACACAAUAGUCUGCAGCUUGUUAAAUAUGGUGCAAAUAUGCGCCUAGCCAUUACACAUUAGUUGUUAAGAUAUUAUUUUCUAAAUAUUUGAAUAUAAGCAAUUUUGUAAGUCGCAACUCACAUUAACGGAAACUUGGAAAUAACUUGUACUAAAAAAUAAAUUCACACAUGCACGCAUUAA
Molecule: messenger RNA, 1101 nt
Organism: Bactrocera latifrons
Lineage: Eukaryota; Metazoa; Arthropoda; Insecta; Diptera; Tephritidae
Product: DET1- and DDB1-associated protein 1
Exons: 2
Coding region: 304-618 (104 amino acids)
Biological process (GO): positive regulation of proteasomal ubiquitin-dependent protein catabolic process
Cellular component (GO): Cul4-RING E3 ubiquitin ligase complex
Source: RefSeq, a predicted model, not a curated record